GCAUUAGUUCCCAAGGUGACGUCAGACUGUACGGCUGGGGCUGGGCUGGGAAAGAAGCGCCGCUGGAAAACCCUGUAACGGUACGCUGCACCUACCCACCCGCGGCAUCCCUUACUGAGCCCCAGUUCACCAAAAGAGACCAACUCCCUUCCAUCACAUUGGGACUUUAUGGGGUGGUGGGGAAGGCCUAGUCCCCCACCUUGAUCAGGCCAGACACCCCACAGGUCCCCCCUAGCCAUGGACAAACAAGGAGCCAUGAGUGCACCAGGCAAGGUCAGCGGGAUCAAACCCCCCAGUAAAAUAGUCCGUCCAUCUGGGGUGCCAUCAAAGACGUCUCCAUCCUCUGGUACUCCAAAGCCAGUUCCUCCAGAGAAGCCCCCUGGCAGUGUGACCUCCCCAACCCAGGAGGGAAGUGCGGACUUCCAGAUCGGAGAGAGGGUCUGGGUCAAUGGCAACAAGCCUGGCUUCGUGCAGUUUAUCGGGGGCACACAGUUUGCUCCCGGGCAGUGGGCGGGGAUUGUGCUGGAUGAGCCUAUCGGGAAGAACGACGGGUCUGUGGCAGGGGUCCGGUACUUCCAGUGUGAGGAUGGGAGGGGGAUAUUCACGCGGCCUUCAAAACUGACCAAGACUGCACUGCCAGAGAAGGAGGCAAACGGGGGGCAGGCCAGUCCGGCACCAGGAGCCUCUGCAACAAGCGAGACUGCCCCUGUUGGCACUACCUCAACUGCUCAGGGCACCGGCAUAAAGGCAAGUGCUGCACUUAACCGAAUGCUAACAUCCAGCGAGUCGGUGUCUAACCUCUCAGACACAGAAUCCAUGAAGAAGAACAGGAGGGAGCUGAGGCUGGGAGACCGUGUGCUGGUUGGUGGUACCAAAGCAGGAGUAGUGCGGUUUCUGGGAGAGACAGACUUUGCCAAAGGAGACUGGUGUGGAGUGGAAUUAGACGAACCACUUGGCAAGAAUGAUGGAGCUGUAGCAGGGACCAGAUACUUUCAGUGCAUGCCCAGGUACGGUUUGUUUGCUCCGGUCCACAAGGUGACACGUAUUGGCUUCCCCUGCACCACACCUACCAAAGCCAAGAGCUCACGGAGGAGGUCCACCCUCAAGAGGAGCCCGAGUGCCUCCUCCAUCAGCUCGCUCAGCUCCGCCACCUCCUCCAUCAGCGGCAAACCCAGCCGAGCAGGACUGCUGACAGAGACGUCCGCUCGGUACGCUCGUAAGAUUUCUGGCACCACGGCGCUGCAGGAGGCUCUGAAGGAGAAGCAGCAGCACAUCGAACAGCUACUAGCAGAGAGAGACCUGGAGAGAUGUGAGGUUGCAAAGGCAACCAGCCAUGCAGGAGAGGUGCAGCAGGAGCUGACUCUGCUGAGAAAAGGGCGGGAUCAGGUCAGAUGCACACAUGGAUGUUAUCUGCAGUCGAACAAGAACGCAGGGAAAAGCUGUUAUGAAUAUGCAGUGGAGAUGGAAGCAAAGUUGGAUCAGCUGCGUUCGCUGGUGGAGGCAGCAGAUCGAGACAAAGUGGAGCUGCUCAACCAGCUGGAGGAGGAGAAGAGAAAAGUGGAAGAUCUGCAGUUUCGUGUGGAAGAGGCAUGCAUCACCAAAGGAGACCUGGAGACGCAGACCAGACUGGAGCAUGCCCACAUAAAGGAGCUUGAGCAGAGCCUGCUCUUUGAAAAGACCAAAGCUGAAAAACUCCAGAGGGAUUUAGAGGACACUAGGGUGGCCACGGUGUCUGAGCGCUCCAGGAUCAUGGAGCUGGAGAGGGAGGUGGCAGACCUCCAGCUGAGGCUCCGGGCGUCCCAGCAGAAGGAGGAUGCCGUGUCUCUGUCCCAGCAACAGAUCAGCAGCCUCAAGGCCCAGGCACAGUCUCAGGAGAAAAAGAUCAGUGAGCUGAGUGUCGACGUGGAGAGCAAACAGAAAGAGCUUCAGUCUAUGCAGCAAGAUAAGAGCUCUCUGGAACAGCAGCUAACCAGCCUGAGACAAAAGCUUGAGAGAUCUGAGGAGGAGAACAGGAGGACAGCAAAGACCAUGCAAGAAUUGGAGCAGAGUGUGGAGCAGUCAAAGAAAGACUACCAAACCCUGAAAGAGGAGAGUCAGUGCAGAGAGAAAGAGCUGACACAGGCUACUGAAAAAUCAGAGAGGACGACGCUGUCACUUGAGCAGCUGACCAAUGAGAAGAAGACACUGGAGACACAGCUUGAGGCUUUGAAACAGCAGAACUCGAAAUACCAGGAAGAGCUCAGCCUGACGAAGGAGCGGAGCAGCUCAGAAAACCAGCGUAUCGGAGUCCUCUGCAAGGAAAUUGAGGAGCUGAAGCUGGCCUCCCAGAAGUCUCAGCAUCUUGAGGAGCUCAAUGAAGACCGUAACAGUCAACAGCCAGACAUGAAGACCAGAGAAACCACCUCUAAUCAGGAGGGGGACAUAAACUUCCAGAAAUCCACUGGAGCUUUAAUCUCAGACAAAGACCGGGAACUGGAAACUCUGAGGAAUGAGAUCGCGGUGUUACGAGGAGAAAACGCCAUGGCCAAGACGCUGCAGUCGGCCGUGGAGACGUUGGAGAGAGACAAAGCUCAGCUGCAGAGCCGUGUUCACAGUCUAGAGCAAAGGCUCAUGGGAACACAGGCCUCAGAGGGAGAAGACAGGGAAGCUCCACCCACAGGCGAUGCAGCUCUGGAGCAGCUGAGGGAGGAGAAGGAGUUCGCUGAGGGACAGAUCAACUUCCUGAACAGUGUGAUUGUGGACCUGCAGCGGAAGAACGAGGAGCUGAAGAUCAAACUGAAGAAGCUCGCUCUGGCUGAGUUCAACGGCAACGACGGGACUGAUGGGUUUGUUGAAGGUGUGUCAAAGCGGGAAAAGAAGGCGACCCCGCGUCUAUUCUGCGAUAUCUGCGACUGCUUUGACCUCCAUGACACAGAGGACUGUCCCACUCAGGCCCAGAGUCCCGACUCUGUACCUCACACCACCUAUCACGGCAACCCGGCCGACGAGAGGCCCUACUGCGACAUCUGCGAGGCCUUCGGACACGCCACAGAGUCCUGCAACGAUGACCAGACCUUCUAGAGGCUCCAAAAACUCCAUUUUAAUUCCUUCCCUUUCCUGUUUCUUCUUCCCCUUAAACACAGCUCUCCUUUUUCUCUCCCACUACAUUUCCCACAACCCAGCCCGACAUGCCUGACUAAAUUCCCUUCAUAUUUUUCCAUAUUGUAUUUUUAUACUGUAUUUAUGCAUAUCACUGGUAGCCACUGUCCUGAUCUACAUCUUUUACUCUGCAGCUCUUUGCUCUAAAGAUAAACUCUUCUGACUGUAAUGCAGAAUGCUCGUCCAAAUAUGCUGCUUUGGUGCAAUAUUGAUGUUUAUAACAAAAGGAAUCCGUCCUCUGCACUUGGCGUUUUUAACGUGUCGUUUUGCAUUUAAGUUUGUUUCUAAAUUAAGCAGAAGUGAUGUUUCACAGCCAUUGUUUUUUGGGCUUUAUUUGUUAUUUAGCAAAAAAAUGAUGCAACACAAUUAAGCACAGAUCAAACUGAAGGGAAAAUGAAGCACCUCUCCGACAUUCCUGUCGUCACGUUCCUCAGUCUGUACAGCUACAAACCAAUCAGAGAGUGACACUGCCAUGUCAAACAUUUUACUAAUCUUUAAUGUUUAGUAAUAUUUUAUAAAGUCCUUCUUUCAGUUGAUCAACCUACGACGGAGUACUAGGGCCACCAUCAGGAAAAUAAAUUAUCUAAGAUUUCAAGAAAAAAAGUUGUAGUAUUUUGCGAAAAAGUAGAAAUUUUACGGGGGAAAAAUGUAAUAUUUCGAGAAAAAAUUUGAUUUCCAAAAACAGUUCAGUGGUACAAAAAUAGUGAAACAGCUUAAAUAACUUUGUCAAAUCUUCAGAUCUUCAUUAUCUACAACAAAAUUCAUAAAUCACUGACAAAAACAUUUAAUAUAGUCCUGUAGAAAUCAAAAUAAAUACUAAUUAAAUACUUCAUCUUGCCUUCUUUUCCUUAUUUACUACGACGAAGUAUUAAAAUCUCAUAAUAUAAUGAUUUUCUUUAUAUAUUAUGACUGUAUUCUCAAAAUAUAACAACUUUAUUCUCACAAUAUUACAAUAUUAUUCUUGUAAUAUAAAGACUUUUUCCCUCUAAAUAUUACAACUUUAUACUCGUAAUAAUACAACUUUAUUCUCUAAAUAUAACGACUUUUUUAUGCAACUGAUUAGUUAUUCAACUUUUUUAGUGGCCCUGAUACUCCGUUUUAAUCAACCUAAAUGUUAACCUAUGGAAAACCAAUAAUACUAUGUAACAUGAGCGAAGUUCAGUCUUGACUUUGGAAAUCGUAGUUUCCAAGGUUGCAAGCUUUUUUCCCAGAGCUUUCAACUGCCUCUCACUGUCCUCAUCAGUGGAUGGAGUUCAUUCCUGAGUUUACGGACAGGCUAAAGAGCGAACUCCUGUGUUUACUCCAUCUGUUGAUGAAGACCGUGAGAUGCAAAUGAAGACUGCAGAAAAAAAGCCAGUAAGUGGACCUUGACUUAAAGGGGAACACCACAGAUUUUACACAUAAAGGUCAGUUUACUUGUUUACUUACUUUUAUGUAGAAAGUGUCUCUACAACAUUUUUGUGUUUGACAAAACAAUAUCACUACAAGGUCCAUUUAAUAGCUGUUCUGGAGCUUUCAUCAUAAUCACAAUAUCUUCAUCAGCAGAUAGUUUCCCAGCUGUCGUGGAAUUUUAGGCGUUCAAGUUUCAGUUUUGUCCGAGCACUUUAGGGACUUCUCGUCUAUGUUGGCUCAAAAUUUGAGUUUAAAAGUUCAUCUACAUUUGCACGACAUUGUGGCAACUCGAUCAAAAGCUCCAGAACAGCUACUAAAUGGACCUUGUCUCAACAUUUUUGUGUAAUUACUUUUCCAUAGAUCAGCACAGAGGUUAAUAUCCUCAAAUAAUGCCACUGAAAGUUACUGAGGAUUUGUUGUAGUUAAUGAUGAAGUUGUUGUUAUUUAUUGUCUGAUCUUUCACUAACCGGUGAUGUUCCUACAGGGAAAUAAGCUAGCACUGAUUAAACGUGUAUAGACAGUACUAGCACUACUGUAGUAUAGGUGGGAGUACAGGAAGUACAGGUAGUACAGGAACUCACCCAGAUGAAACUAGUGAAGCCUCUACUAACUUAGUUUUGCACUGUCCACUUUAAAGAUUCAGCAGAAACAAACAGCGCUUUAACUUUAUGAUUCUAAUCAAAAGUGAUUUAAGGUCAGUACAGAUUAUUCUGUGUGCUGUCCCAUCUCAUACUGCCCUCUUUAAUUAAAGCAACAUUUGGGAAAAAUGCUUAUUUGCUUUCUGGCAGAGAGUUUGAUGAGAAGGUGGAUACCACUCGCAAUAUCUGUAUGCUAAAUAUGAAGCUACAGCAGGUUAGCUUAGCUUAGCACAAAGUCUGUAAACGGGGAAACAGCUAGCCUGGCUAUGUCCGGUACAUAACUCCUGUAGAACAGCGAAUUGUCAUUUUUACACUUCGGUUUUAGUACGGGAUAUUACUGAGAUUUUCUUACCUUUGGACAGAGCCAAGCGAGCCGUUUCCCCUCCGUUUCCAGUCUAAACUAAGUUCAGCUAAGCUAACUGGCUAGCCUUAUACUGUAUUUAAAGGGGAACUCCACCAAUUUUACACAUCAAAGUAGGUUUACAGGUUAUGGGGAGGGCUAAUGCAUAUGUGAAAUAAGUAGUAUAAAGCCUUUAGUGUCUCCAGAGGGAACUGUGUGAAGUCUGAUAAAUGUCCUCAAGUGAUGUCACUUGAGUCAGCGUCGGUUGAGGCUGAAGACUACAAGUUUGAAGAUGAAACAAAUCUGGUGUGGAGUUAAAAAGAAGUGAGCUCACCAGCUUACCUGUAGCCCGCUGCUCACCUCUGCUCCAGGUUAGCAGCUCGAGGCUACAUUAGCCGCUACUAGCAUAACACACUAAAAUCUCGGUGGUCGAGUUGCAUUGUGGGCAAUGUAGGCGCCAUGUUUUGACAAGGAAGAGAAUGCGUUGAAUAUAAAAGACGAUAUCUCUGCUUCCGCUGCAUCGAUUUUGGUCUUUUUUUGUUUUUAAACUGUCCAACCGUGAGUCCGACAAUGUUAUAGGAGUGCAAUAAUAAAUCAGUGGAGGACUCUUAACAGAGAGUGGAAUCAAUUUUCUCAUCUAUCUCUCUGCCACAAAGCGAACAAGUGUAUUUCCCAAAAUGUCGAACUGUUCCUUUAAAUUAAGCCUGUAUACCGACAUGUAUUUGACUUCUCUUGUUCUUAAGCACAAUUUUGGAUCAUAUUGGAUCUUCCAGUGUAACAGUGUUUAAUACAUGAUGCGACUAACCAUUGACACUAGACUUUGUAAAUACUAAUCAGAGGCUUCCUUCUGAUAAAAGUGUACACAGUGCCAUGGAACAAAAGAUAGCUUUUAUGUGUACUACAUUUUAUUUUUAUGCCCUGUUGAUAAGAUUGACAUUGUAUAAGGAGGUUUCCACUCCAGGGGAAAAAAAGCCCAUUUGUAUAGACUUUAAAACAUUGUGUACUUUAUAAGUGAUGCGUCUAAUUAUUAGUGUAAUGUUUUAUAUGUAACAAUUUCAGGCACCAUCUAGAAGUGGUUUCGAAAUGUUCAAACCACUUUACAGAUGUUGACGUGGUGUAAAAUGUCACUGUUUUCUAUGUACUGUAUACUCCUGAACAGUCCAAUACAAAUACUAAGGAAAAAAAGCUUGUGUUUAUGGUUUUUCACUCUAGCAGCAAUUAAGGUUUUUGCCUUGCAGCAAACAGAUCUACAACCUCUCAGACAGCAUUAAAACCCACUUUAUAGCUCAAAGGACAAUGUAGAUUAGCUGCUGCACUGCUCAUUAUAGUUUCAUCCCCAGAUCCAUUUACUCCUGAGAGGUUCAGGCAGCACAAAGAAACCUGCUCCAUUUUUCAUGAGGGCUGUUUCAUAAACCAAGAUUACCACUUAAA
Molecule: messenger RNA, 6939 nt
Organism: Siniperca chuatsi (mandarin fish)
Lineage: Eukaryota; Metazoa; Chordata; Actinopteri; Centrarchiformes; Sinipercidae
Gene: clip1b
Product: CAP-GLY domain containing linker protein 1b
Exons: 23
Coding region: 238-3060 (940 amino acids)
Biological process (GO): positive regulation of microtubule polymerization; cytoplasmic microtubule organization
Cellular component (GO): microtubule plus-end; nucleus; cytoplasm
Molecular function (GO): microtubule plus-end binding
Source: RefSeq, a predicted model, not a curated record